This is a messenger RNA of Exaiptasia diaphana, 372 nucleotides long. Its product is annotated as myotrophin. Gene Ontology annotation, biological process: regulation of barbed-end actin filament capping. Gene Ontology annotation, molecular function: protein binding. Lineage: Eukaryota; Metazoa; Cnidaria; Anthozoa; Actiniaria; Aiptasiidae. Bases 1 to 372 code for a protein of 123 amino acids. The record is from RefSeq and is a predicted model, not a curated record. Gene Ontology annotation, cellular component: cytoplasm; nucleus. The transcript is spliced from 5 exons.
AUGAGUAUUGUUAACGCCAUUCGUUCUGAUAGUGUACUUGAAUUAGAACACUUGCUCAGGCAGCCGGGUCGAUAUGUAAAUGCGCCUAUCAAAAAUGGCCGACCACCUCUUCAUUUUGCAAUUCAAGAAAAUAAAAAACGCAUUGCUGCAGCUUUGUUGAACAAACAUCACGCCGAUAUCGACAUGACAGAUGAUGACGAUUACACACCAUUGAUGAUUGCCAUUGAUACCAAUAAUCCAGAUCUGGUGAAAUUUCUGAUUGAAAUGGGUGCGGAUACAAGUGGCAAAUACCCAGACGGAAAGACUUACCAAGAAAGUACGGAAAAUGUUAAAAUCAUUGAGCUGCUUCGUGACAAGAAAAAUGUCAAAUAG